Molecule: messenger RNA, 2923 nt
Organism: Stegostoma tigrinum
Lineage: Eukaryota; Metazoa; Chordata; Chondrichthyes; Orectolobiformes; Stegostomatidae
Product: vesicle-associated membrane protein 3-like
Exons: 5
Coding region: 108-431 (107 amino acids)
Biological process (GO): SNARE complex assembly; vesicle-mediated transport; vesicle fusion
Cellular component (GO): plasma membrane; SNARE complex
Molecular function (GO): syntaxin-1 binding; SNAP receptor activity
Source: RefSeq, a predicted model, not a curated record
GGGGGGGUUGGGAAGUGGUGACGUCUCCAACCUGCUGACAACACCCAACUUGUAAGGUUCAGCAGUUCGGGGUCUGAUUCGACCGGUUUGUUUUUUAUCUGGGAAACAUGUCAGCUCCAGGCUCCUCAAGUAACCCACCAGCUGGACCAACUCCCUAUGGCAGCAACAGGAAGCUGCAGCAGACCCAGGCCCAAGUGGAUGAGGUCGUGGAUAUCAUGAGAGUGAAUGUGGACAGAGUCCUUGAACGAGAUCAGAAACUUACAGAGUUGGAUGACCGAGCUGAUGCGCUUCAAGCUGGUGCAUCUCAGUUUGAGACCAGUGCUGCAAAACUAAAACGCAAAUAUUGGUGGAAGAACUGCAAGAUGUGGGCAAUAUUAAUAGCUGUGGUCCUGAUCAUCAUUAUUAUCAUAGUUGUUUGGCAGACCACAUAAGACCAGCAUCUUGCCUGUUGGAAAUUGGAGGCAGAGGAGGAUUUCUGGUUUCAACCCACCUUAUCGACUAUGUUUUUAAGGGUUCACUUGUCUAUUGGUUUAAACAUUAAGUGUUGGGGGAGAGAUUUUGAUUUAUAAUCAGGAGUUCAGGUAAAAUUUCAAAAAAAAUUGGGGCAAGUUAAAACUGAGAUUAAUGUUGAUUACCCACUGUAAUUGUGAUGGACAGACAAGGCAACAUGACAUUUGACAACUUCAGAAUGAUGGAUGUUGCUGUUGCCGUCUUAGUCUUGGGUGGGACCAAUCCUUCUGCAGGAGAGUUGAAGUCCUAAUAGUAUAAAUUCUUAAUUGUCUUUGUCCCUUCAUUAAAGGAGACAGCUAAACACCUGAACUCCUGGUCAUGAUCGUUCUUUUUCAAGAUGUCUGUUGUCUGUAAUUGUCAAAAUAAGCUGAUGGGACUUGCAUUCUCCCCCAUUUUCCCAAGCUAUCACUUUUUUUUUUAAAACACACAUUGUAAAUUCUUGACAAAUUAAAACCCAUGGGUUUUAAAUGAAGCAACAGUGCAAAUUAAAAUGUUGGCAGGCUGCAGUUGCUAGUCUUUGACAUUAGGACUGGGCAAAGAUAGAGUAAUGAUCAUGAAUGUUAUGCAUGUAGAAAUGUGGGCUACCUGCAUGUCAAACCUUUAAGGAAACGAGGGGCAAAAAGGUGAGACAGCUAGUCAACAACUGUAUUGUCCCCUUGUAUCUGGCUUUUCACAGAACCAAAGUCAGAGGGUAGCGGGUUUCCUUUUGCUAGUAGAAUCAAAACAACAGGAGAACAGUUCCUGAACCUGAAGCUUCUAAUUCUUCUCUGCUUUCAGUUCAAUUUCUGUUGCUUUUAUCAAGCUGUUAGUGAAAGUUUCUCCUGCUUUGAGGUCAGAUGAUAUAGUUUUAAAGCAUCUUUUUGCAAGAAUUUUAUUGUGUUUCUGCCUCCCCUCAUUAUUUCAAGAUGAACUUUGAAUUGAAGGAAACUGUAACCUUGACCAUCCAUCCUAUAUCAUCUUCAGCACCAGUCGUCACUGUUGGGUCUGGAAAAAGCCUUGAAUGUGUCCUGUCCUCUGAGCUGAAAGUGAUAAUGAGGGUACUGACAGUGACCUCUUGGAAUGAACUGUAGUAGAAUGUUGCACUUUCAGAUUUGCUCAUUAACAGAAUUUUUUUGUCAAUAUUGUCCUCAGUGUGCUGGUUCCCUCUAUCCCGUUUUGCAAACACUCAAAGGAAAGCCAAAAACAAAGCUUGCUUGUGCCUUAUCUGCUCAAUGUCCCAGAUGAGAUGAAAGUUCAAGUUACAAAUUUCAAAUUUACAUGGGUAUUUAGAUUCUAAUCUGAUAUGUGCCUUGCUUGCUGGCAUUGGGCUUUUAUGCACAACUCGUGGAUCGUGACAAGUAGUGAGAUGUUUCCUUUUGAAUUAUUUUAGAAAAGAAACUCCAAGCGAAAGGGGGAUUCUUAUACUAACAAAUCAUAUAUUACUGCUGGUUGAAGGCUUAUGUAGUCACUUUUGUUUCACCAAAAAAUUGGUUGUAAGCCUUUUAUUGUAGCAACAGCAAUUGACCUGGGUUCAUGAACACAAUAACUUUUUUUGCACAAGAAGUUUGUACACUCCUAAAUGGGAUUUAAGUGUCAGUACGGACACAGCAUCUCAAUGGUUGGACUCGUACUGUUGACUAGUCUGUCUCCCACUCGUGCUUCCACUCAUCAGUAAUGCUGCCUGUUUGCACUUGGUAUUCACUUUUGCUGGUGAUUUGGUUUCAGAAAUCUUGAACAUUGUCUAGCACUGUUUAGUUUUUAUUGCACUGUUGGCAAAGUGAGCAAUACAUUGGUGAUGGCUAUUUUGUAGAGACCCCCAACAACUACUAUGUUAUUGAAGUGUUACUCAGAUGCUUCUUUGCUGUUCCUUCGGAAUAAGGGUUGGGGGAAUCCAAGCUGAGCACUUCAGGUAAUCUGAUUUGCAGCAUUAAUUGGCUGGAUCUGAUCAGUCAGAUGAUUUUUACAAAAUGGUUUGAGAUCAUUGCCUGAUGGGUGGUGAAUGUCUAGUCAAGCUCAUUGGCACUUUGUGAAGACUGAAGUCUGAAUUAACCAUCACUGCUGUAUUGUUAGUAUAAUAGAUCACCAAGAAUCUUUUUCUAAACAGUAUUUUCAGUGAAGCUCCUAUUUAAACAUCAGUUGACAUGAUUUUGUAAACUUGAGGUGCCUUAAUGCCUUCAGCCAGCAAGUUUAACUUUGGUUUGUGAUUCUUUGUCAGGACUUGCUGUUCAGCCUUUAGUGCUGUAACUACUGCCACUCAGGCUUUAGAAGUGCCCAGCAAUUACUGAAACCCAAACAAGUGCCUCUUGAGCUAUUUGUACCCCGCUUCACCUUUUUGUAUAAAAGUGUAACUGUUCAAGCUAGCAUUUACAGCUAAGCUUGUUCAAUUGUAUUUUAUUGUAAGGAAGACUUAAUAAAAGACACAUUGCAAUCCAAA